Porites lobata is the source of this 6994-nucleotide messenger RNA. NCBI's taxonomy places the organism in Eukaryota, Metazoa, Cnidaria, Anthozoa, Scleractinia, Poritidae. The record is from the annotation of a GenBank genome assembly.
AUUGUUCGAGGUUGGCCUGGAGGCGGGAACGUUAAUCGAACUUGUUUAUAUUCGUCAUUUGUUGGCCAGUGGAGAUUAGAUGCUGUGCUCCGGCCUGGAGUAAUCUUAUGGAAUUUCGACUUGCCAAGGGCCGUCGCCGGUAGAAUGGGUUGUGGGAAUAGUACGGCAAGAGAAGAUAACGAAAACGGAGGCUCAAGAUUUGAUUUUAGCCGACGAAACACGUUAGUUGAGAAGCCCAAUGUCGUGGUGGAGAUUGGGAAAGGGGUGAUGAAAAUCGACAGGGAACGGCGUAUCGUGUUCAUUUUCGGUAGGUAAAAAUCUUGUCGUUUUUUAUUUGAUCCGUAAUCUUCCUCUCCAAACAAGCCUUCCGGUAAGAAUUACGCUCAUCGUUUUUUUUUUUGCAUGACUUUCGCAACUGCCAAAUUAACAGGAUACUUUUGAGAACCAACUGGCAUGGCCCUUGCGGUACGUUUGAAUGUGACGAAUAAUUCUCGCGUUUUCUAAUUGCAUUUACUUUGACCUAUAUUUUUUCUACUUUAAUCUUUCUCUGAAAUCAAAUUUGCUUUCAACGGGCUUGGAAACGUUCUUUGAAAUGCAAAGCCGGUACUAAUUGUUUGAACAUCAAAGAUACCAACAAGAGAACCAUUUUGUUUCCGAGGAAUCGUAAGCUUAAAUUAGUGAAAAGUUUAAUGGCAUUGGUCUUUGACGCCACUUAAAUCUUUUGUCUGUGAAAUGCUCAUCAGCCAAAGAGGCAGUAAAAAUUGCACAGAUGUUUAUAAUGGAAGAAAUCCAUUUUCACCUUUGUUGGCAUUGUGUAUAUUGUGUCUUCUUCGCCACUUCAGUUGAUGAUUGAACCCUAUUGUUAAUUUCCUUAGCGAUAUUUUAAUGCGAUAUUACUCGUUCGACGCUCUGUUUUCAAAACUUUAAGAUUACAGUGUGUUAGGUGAUUGUUAUAAGGGAGCAUUAUUGAGAAUUUUUGUCCAAGAACAAGGACAAUUAUUUUUUUGCUCUGAAUGUUAUCACUGAUCCGCAAGAAAUUUUUAAUUAUACUGAGACUUAUUCCCUUCACGUUUCACCUGAGCAUAAAAAUUAUUGAACUUUAUAGUCAGGUUAAAUUUCAUUUAUUAUGCAUACAUUUUUGAUACUAACUGUACUCGUUAUCACUGUGAGAAAUGCCUAAGGGCUAGUUUAACUAAGCUGCACUCCAGUGGCUGGGAAAUUUUUAGAACUGAGACUUUAGAACUUUUUAAGUAUUAUGGAUUGACACUAAUAGCACAGAGCCCUUCAGUAAAAAGGUAUACUCCUAAUGUGUUUUAUAAAGCCCAUAUGAUCGUCCCGAUUGCCCCGUCAUUUAAAAAAGUUUCAAGACGAUCCCUACGGCUGGGACAAUUGGUAGUUUCCAUAUAAUCUUCUCCAUGGCCUCGAGACAAGAGGUGCAUGGUUGUCAGUGAUGCUUCUGGGUCGGACAAUGGGAUUUUUGCAUGUGUUUUGUAAAUAAGCCAAUCAUGAUGGUGGAUUUUAAUUGACAAGUGAAUUUUGUGGCUUGCUAUCUGCUUUUUCUCUUGAUUUUUUGGCAUAGACAAGCUACAAGAGUUCCUUGAAGACAUAGUGUCACGUCAAGAACUUGAUAGAUUAACGGACUUUCUCUUUUUUAAAUUGCACCCAUACACAAUGUGAACAUAUCUGUAUUAUUAUUUUUUCAACUUCUGGAUUACUGGAAUUUGGGUGAUGAUUUCUGGGAUAGCCUUUGAUCGUCCCCAUCAUCUCAGUCAUCUGAGAGCAUUUCUUUGUGAUCGAUCGUCCUGAUUGUCCGGAUAAAACUCAGUUCUAUCCAAGCGAUCUAGGUCAUCUCAGUCAUCCGGGUUGUUUGCGAUUGUCUGGGUUGUGAUUCCAUACGAUUGUCCUUACCGUCUGAACAUUAUUUGGGAUGACCGGUAUGAUCAGGACAAUCUGGACUAUCAUAUGGAAACCAAGCUUAAGGUUUGAUCAGUUGUCUUUUAAGGUCAAGUAAUACAGGCAACAUUGUUGGAUUACAAGUGAAAAAGCAUUGUUGUCCGUGUUACGACCUGUGUGCUCAACUUGUCAGGCAAUAAAUUUCCAUUUUGCAAGUUGCAGUAACACUUGACGCAAAGUAGACCCAAGUUCUGCUUUUUGCAACAAACUUUCAGUUUUCAUUACUUGGGUCACAACGUGUGUGAUUGGUCAAUUCUCCGGCAUAAAAAGCAUGGGGAAGGUGGUGAGCAUGCACACUAGACCUCAAGCAUGUCUGUUUUCAUGUGACUAACUUUCAGGAUUUCAGGCAUAAGUGGUAAAGAGCAGGAAUUGUUUCUGAGAAAUUGAUAGUUGCAAAGAUUGAGUGACUGAAAGAGUUCCUGUAGUUGGAUAUUUAUGGUAAAGAAACAGCAAGACAUUAGACUGUUUUAAAAUCAUGCAGUACAAUCAUGUCAAGUAGUUAAAUACCUUUAAAGAAUUCCAUUCACUUUCUCCCCUGUCCUGACAAAUUCCACUUAGUUUGUCCGAUAUCUAGAGUAGAGUAGUAGCCCAUCUUCAUUAAUUUGUAGUUUGGAAAAGAAAAAAAAAACUUGAAAAAAUUUCAUAUCAAAUGAUAAUUUUUUGUCCUCGAAAAAAAAAUUGAGUGACAACGCUCUAUUAACUAUUGUCAAUUUAAAUAAAUUUGCUUUUAGAUGAUGUAGACCUGUUUGUUUGGCAUCAUCUGUUCUGCCAAGUCUCCUUUGCUCACCAGUUAAAUUGAUCCAAAAACUCUUCAACGUGAAGAUUCAAUUUUUAAAUUCAUGACAUUCAUGGUCACAUUUAUUCAUUAAACGGCCAUGUUUAGAAGCAUAAUAUUGACAGAAAAAUUGGAAUGCAAAAUUGCAGAAAAAUUACUGUUUUCUUGUGAUUUCUAGGUGGACCUGGAUCAGCAAAAGGCUGUAUUGUCAAUGACCUGAAAGCCAUGUUUAGCUUUGCCUUUGUAUCAGCAGAAGAUUUAAUUUUACAAAAACUUCCAGAGAAAGCCACUGAACAGGGUCUUGAAACCAUGACAGGAACACAUGGACUUGCAGAACUUUUGAAAAACAAUCCAGAUGUUCUCACACUGGACUGGGUUUUGGAAAUUCUUGAGGAAGAGAUCAAGAAAUAUCCUGAUCAACCAAUUCUGGUGGACCUAAUCCCAAAUCUUAAAUUUAUGAUGAGAGUGGAUGGAUUCAUCAAGAAAUGUGACAAAGAAAUGGAAGAAUUUGAAAAGAGGGUGAGUGUUGGAACUGUUGUGUAAUGAUACUAUAUUUCAUGUUAUUUCAGGCAAGCUAAGUGAGCCUACUGCCCCGGGCAUCAGGGGGCAUUCUUAUUUACACUUCAAGUUGGUUAAUUCAUCAUCUAAGAUAUGCAUGGGAGUAGCCCGUAAAUGAGCUUUUGCAGGGUACAUUGUAGUGGUAGGGGAUAAUGAGAGCUCUCACAACCCCCACCACCACCCUCUCCUGAAGGUUUGUGUGGAGGCUAGUAUGUUAGCUGUUGCAUGAAUGCUGUGUGUGGCCUACAAUCAAAUGAUGAAGUUCCUGACAAAUGAGUAGUUACUCUGCUUAAUUGACUUAAGACCUUUCCCAUUGCCUCACCAGCUGAAGAGUAAUUAAACUCAAAGGUUUAUAUUACAUGUACUUCAGUGGAGGGCAAAGUUUUUAUAACUUAGUUCCUCUUUCCACCAAUAAUAAAACUCACAUUUCCCAUACAUUAGCUCCAAUUGUAGCUCUAGAGGACUGUAUUAUUACCGGGGCUGAGCUCAAGAGGUAGCCUGGGUGGUAACUUAUUUUUGUCUUUGAGUUAUCAGAAAAAUCAUAAUUUUUUUCAGACAGACCUAUAUGCUGGGCAACCAGCUGGAAAUAUGAUUGAAUUAAUUUAAUGAAAUAAUUAUAUCUACAGUAUAUUUUUAAAUUUUUAGUUUCCAUGUGCAUUUGCCUUGAACUUGACGUUAUCAAAAGAGAAUCUUUUAAAAAACAUAAAGAACAGUCAUUCUCCAGCAUGUGCAAAGCCUCCAAGCUCAGAUCCAAGAGAUGCGUCCUCUGACCAAGGUGAUGAAAUGGAUACAAGCAGAACCAAACGCCGUUUUGCACUUUAUGAAAGGUCUGUACGAGAUUUCUUAAAUUAUUUCAGUAUUGGGGACAGAAUAGUGAGGUUUGACACAUCUGCAGCGCAAGUGCAGCAUAUCUGGGAUGCUAUGAUGGACUUCUUUGCCGCAGAAAUGGAUUUUAGUGCCAACAGAGUCAUUAACACCGUGAUACUUUUUUCGUUUGGUAUGUUACAUUAACUUUUCUUUUUUCCUUUGUUCUAUGCAUGGCUUCUGAUGAUAUGCAAUCUCACGGUGAAUUGCAUUAAAAAUCUCUUAAUAAAUUAUAUAACAUUAUUACAUACUGUAAUCUGGAAAAAUAUCCUGUUCUUGACAAGUGUUGUAGUCAUGGCCAGCAUCAUACAUAUGUCUGUGUGAUCAGCCUUAUAAUGAAUAAAAUACCAUGCUUUCAAUCUUGUACAUUGUACCUGGAGAAAAAAACACGAAAGGAAAUUCUAUAGCACUGCAGACUGUUUUUUUAAAAUCAGUCUGAUUGUAGGGCUGAUUUUAUCAUGGCACUUUCUUGUAGGUUAAAUGUUUGGUGUAAAUUAAAUGAAAUAAAACAAAUAACAAGAGAGAACAACAGAGACAGAGAACAACUACAUAGUGUUUCUUCAUCUACACUAGACCUUUCCCUUAUUAUGCUCCAGUAAACAAACAUAAAGAAAUGAGGAUGAGGCUCGGAUGGACAAUUUCAUACAAAUCACUGUAGUUUUUCCACCUGAGCCUCGAGUUGGUGCCUUUGUUUACAGGAAUGCAGGAAAGAUCUAUUCCUGGUCAAAUUGGAAUGUAGAAGUGUCGGUUAUUUUAGAAGGGAAAAUCCGGAGAAUAGGGAGAAAAAUCUCUUGGAACAAAGAAAAGAACUAACAACAAACUCAAGCCACAUAUGGCGUUGAUGCGGGGAUUUGAACUUGGGCCAUAUUGGUGGGAGGAAAGUGCUCUCACGACUGUGCCACCAUUGCUAUCCUUGCACUCUAAGUUGCAGAAUGGAAGUGGAUUGGUAGAUGUAUGUGUGGCUAACAUGCACCGCACUACAUCCAUUCACUAUAGCAUUAUAGACCGGCCUUAAAAUAGCCUCCAUCUUGUUGCAGACGAAGAAACAUACAGGUCAAUAGAUACCAGUAGAUAUCCCAUGAAGGAAAUUCUACUAUCUGAGCUAACUGAAAAACCUCAGGCACCUGCUGUAAGUAUUAACUUCUGAGACAAAGCAUUCUUCGUUCUUUUCAUUUUUUUUUAUUGUCCUUAUCUUCACAUUGGAAGAAAAUGAUCGGGGAAUGCCAAUGACCAACCCUAAGUUUUUUCAGUUUUCGGAAGAUGCCCCGUCUUAUAGACUAUAAAGUGACUGCUGUAUCAUAAGCCUGUGCCUGCAGGUUCUCAGAUAUCAUAUGCGUAUGUUGGAGCUUGGAACAGGCCACUGUAUCAUUUUCUAGCCAUUUUUGUCAAUGAAUUCCGUACCUAGUAAGUUCGUCUGGCUACAAGUAAUUCUGUUGGACUUUCGUUAUUCACUCCACAAAUCUGUGAAAGACAUCAGACAGGUGUUUCUAGAAUCACUUGACCUCCAUUCCAAAGUGCAUCAUGAUGUGUAGUGCCGGGUUGGCUAUGUGUAAUUCCACAGAUAGAUGUACAUUUUCUUCACAGCUUAUAAAUGAUAUUUUCUUUUUACAGGAGGAUGUUCUUUCAGUGCUUGCCAAGCAUUUAGAUGAAAGUGCUUUGCAGACACGUUCAUUCUUGGUUGACGUUUCAGGUACAUCAAUUGAUAAAGAACAUAUCUGUGAUCAGGUAAACCUUAUACUAACAUAGAAUAAGCUUAGUUACGAGCGUAGCAUUUCGUCCAAAUUAAGAACAUAGUUCUGGAAAAUUUAAAGGGCUUAACUUAUUUAGCUUGUGGUGAAGAGUUGAACAUUCUUUCUUUUUAAGACUUUUGCCUUAACCUCUCAGAAUAUUGCAGUCGACCCGCGCUUUACUGACAGUAUUCUUUGUUCCUGGGGAAAGCCCUUACAUUUUCCCUAAUUUAAACCCGCUUGGUACGGACACUCUUUAAUCCCAAAAACAAACUCUUGUUUCUUGCAAAAUCUACAGAUUCUCAUAAAAAGUCUACCUCGCUAAUGCGCACACUUUAUUGGCAACUACCCUUUCCUUUUUGAAGGUAAAAAAACCGUCUGUCGACACAGUAUUUCGAUGUUCUCCGCGCUAAAGUGCAACGGAUAGGAUGAAUUGUAGACGUCAAUUUCGGACUUAAUUUUCGCACAAAACAAGUUUUGCAGAGGAGAACGUUUUUGAUUGGAGUAGUGUAUAAAUGAGCGAUUUAAAGUGUUGCCGUUUACAAAGUCCGCGAAAGGACGGCUUUGUGAAGGUUAGAGAUGUUUAAUUUGAUGAUGCUAAUGUUUUUUUAUUUCUUUUAUUUAAAAAAAAAAAACACGACCGGCUUAAUACGGACACCCCGUUGAUACGAACGCUUUCUGUGGCCCCUUCAGUGUUCGGAUUAACGGCGUGUGACAGUAAUUAUAUAAAUGCUGUCUCGUAGGACCAGGUCGUCAGUUAGAUUUCACUUGACUGCGAAUAACAGCGGUUUUUCGGGCAGUAAAGGCGUUUCCUUCUCCAAAGAGCUGGACUCAGAUUGCUAUGGAUAACUGCUAACACAAGAAUCUGUUUUCUAUUUUUCAGUUCACAAGACCGCAGAUUCUUUUUGUUGAUGUCGACAUUGGACAGUUAGAUUACUUCAUGCACGGUCUGAAGCGGAAAACUAACAGAAAGAAAUCCAUUUUCCGGAAAAAAGCUCAGAUUUACAAGGCAGUGAGCUCGACAGAAAACGAAACUUUACUCUUCCCAGAACACGUUGACACGGAGAUCUGCAGAAGAAUCGCUAUCUGUUUAGCAGACCAAAGAACCGCACACUAA